Messenger RNA from Gongylonema pulchrum, 369 nucleotides. Lineage: Eukaryota; Metazoa; Nematoda; Chromadorea; Rhabditida; Gongylonematidae. The record is from the annotation of a GenBank genome assembly.
AUGCCGGCACGUAAUUUGGACUAUGUUUCUUUGGAUCUCUUAGUUGUAUACGGCGAAGAUUCCGGAAUGUAUUCAUGUCGAGCAGUUAGCGAUUUUGGUGAAGCAGUUACCUCAUGCACCGUCAAAUGUCAGCCAACGGAAUCUUUGCUUCUGGAUACGCAGCAUCAGGAAUCGUGGAAUCAGAUUCAGGAUAUUGAAAACCGUCGGCCCGAAGAACCAAUCUAUGUGGAACCGCAAAAAAUUAUGCCGCGAUUUGUGGUACCGUUGCCGGCUCAAGUGGGUCAGUUCGGUGAGGGUGAACCAAUUCAUAUGGAAGGACAGGUCAGCGGUUUCAUCCCUGAAAUUCAAAAAUACACAUUAGCAUUUUAA